Rubroshorea leprosula is the source of this 742-nucleotide messenger RNA. Lineage: Eukaryota; Viridiplantae; Streptophyta; Magnoliopsida; Malvales; Dipterocarpaceae. The record is from the annotation of a GenBank genome assembly.
AUUUCCAUCCUGUCUUGACCUCUGUGCCAAAAAGAUAAGCUCAAAAGCUAGGGUUUGGAAAAGCGAAGGAAUCGUAUCGAUUUCUAAUUUUCGUUUUCUUUUCUGCACCUGCAGCUUCUCAGAGAAAGGGGCUUAUCACUUGCUGUUGAAAAAGUUGAGGGGCUUAGAAUGGGUUUUUGCCCUGUUUUAAACUUUUUGCUUCCACUUUCUCCUCCGUUCUUCUUUGUCUUGGUUUGGCCACGACGACGAGAAUUAGGGGAAGCGAAGGGGAAAGGUAGCGAUGCAGCAGGCUGUUGCUUCUCAGAGCCCUAAGGUUCUGAUUCUCCUGGGUGCAGGUUUGACUGGUUCGAUUGUUCUGAAGAAUGGGCGUUUAUCUGAGCUCAUUGCACAGCUUCAGGAUUUGCUGAAGGAUGUGGAUAAAGUUGAAUUUUUACCUUAUAAAUACGAUCAUUCGCUCCUCGCAGCUCAGAUUAGACAAUUGGCCCAAGAGAUAAAGGAAUUAUCAAUGUCAAAUCCUGUAACCAUCCUGAAUCGGAACUCAGAUUCUAGUGGUGCUUCCACACUUUCAAAGGCUUAUAGACUUAUAGUUGAUUAACAUGCUGUCUGUCAGGUUCUUGGGUUUUUUUUUUUUUGGAUGAAAUGUGAAAUUUAUUUAUCCAAUAAUACUUCAAUGUACAAUAUAGUAGCUAUAUAUGGUUGAUACAUGGGAACAAUCAAAAACUAAUAAACGGAUAACUAGUCU